Messenger RNA from Ostrea edulis (European flat oyster), 1891 nucleotides. RefSeq lists its product as uncharacterized. The transcript is spliced from 11 exons. NCBI's taxonomy places the organism in Eukaryota, Metazoa, Mollusca, Bivalvia, Ostreida, Ostreidae. Gene Ontology annotation, molecular function: S-adenosylmethionine-dependent methyltransferase activity. The coding region runs from base 9 to 1478 and encodes 489 amino acids. The record is from RefSeq and is a predicted model, not a curated record.
GUACUGCAAUGGUGGAGUACUGGCAAGACCAUUCCAAAGACGGGUCCUUGGAGGAGAUGAUGCUGGACAACAACGCCGCGACGGUGGCCGAGGAGGAGCUUCCGGAAAUUCUCUCCUACAUCCCCGACGUCACGGGGAAAGACGUGGUGGAACUGGGAGCCGGAAUAGGACGAUUCACAAAGGAAUUGGCCAGAGAUGCAAAGUCGGUUCUAGCAGUCGAUUUUGUCGACAAGUUCAUAGAUAAAAACAAAGUGGAGACAUCAAAAUUUGGGAAUGUUGACCAUAAAUGUGUUGAUGUAACCCAACUAAAACUUCCAAAUAUGAGCGCUGACUUUGUCUUCUCCAACUGGUUGUUGAUGUAUCUACAAGACGAGGAGGUUAAGACUUUGAUCAAAGAAACACUUUCCUGGCUUCGAGAGGACGGAUACCUAUUCUGCAGAGAAUCUUGUUAUCAUCAAUCAGGCAACAAAGACAGGAACUCAAAUCCCACUAAAUACAGAGAGCCAGGAAUGUACGAGGCUUUGUUUACAUCCAUAGAAAUUCCAACAGAGAACAACGAGGAAGUGUACGGAUAUGAGUUGGUGCUACAAAAAUCUGUAGAUGCGUACUACAAGCUAAAGAAAAAUAAAAACCAAAUUGUGUGGUUAUUGCAAAAAGUUAGACGAACAAAGAGCUGCAAUCAUGGUUGUCGGACGUUCCAAGAAUUUUUAGACACAAAACAGUAUUCAAUGAACGGGAUCCUCAGAUAUGAAAAAAUCUUUGGGAGGACUUUCGUCAGCACAGGAGGGUUUGACACAACAAAGGAAUUUGUGGACAAGUUAAACCUACAAAAAGGUGAAGUGGUGCUAGAUGUUGGUUGUGGAAUUGGUGGAAGUGCUUUCUACAUGGUUAAAGAAUAUGGGAGCAAAGUUGUAGCAAUAGAUUUGUCUUCCAACAUGAUCAAGAUUGGCAUGGAGAGAGCAGAGGAGGUGGGCGUGUCGCUGCUAGAUGUUCAGUUUGAGGUAGCAGAUGCCACGAAAAGGGUGUACCCUGACGACUAUUUUGAUGUUGUGUACAGUCGGGAUACAAUUCUUCAUAUCAACGAUAAGCUGGGCCUGUUCAAAAGAUUCUAUAGGUGUUUGAAGCCAGGGGGUCGACUGUUGAUUUCGGACUAUGCAUGUAGCCCUGAUGAGCAUUCUGAACAGUUCAAGGCUUAUGUCAAACAACGAGGAUAUAAUCUACUUUCCCCGGAACAGUAUGGAAAGGUUUUAGAGGAAGCGGGUUUUGUCAAUGUAAAGGCAGACGACAGAACAGACCUAUUUGUUGAAUCACUGGAAAAAGAACUUACGAGAACUGAAAAAAUAAAAGAGGACUUCGUUAAGGAAUUUUCUCUUCAAGAUUACAAUGACAUUGUCGGGGGUUGGAAAGACAAACUAAAGAGAACAGCAGCCGGCGAUCAAAGAUGGGGAGUUUUCUACGCCGAAAAACCUGCUAACUGAGAUCUAAUUUGACCGUUUCUAUCUGCAAAUAUAUUAGAGAGUGUUAGAUCAGUUCUACCGUAGACUUCUAUAUACUGGAGUAAAGGACUCACUAACUUUUCAAAAUGAAAAAUCAAAUGUUGAAAAGUAGGCAAUGAAUAGAUUUUUUAUAUGAUUGUGCCAAAUAUUUCUAAUAUUUUCAGGUAUAAAGGGUCGAGGUUUACCUGAAAAAUUAUUUUACCGCAUCAUUCGGUGUGACAGGUGUAGAUAUAUAUAUAUAUAUAUAGUAUUGUUGUCUGUUGAGAUGCUUUGGUUAGUUGUAUUUUUUGUUUGUGUUUAUGUUAUAUGAUGCAUAUUGUAUCGUGACAGAACAUUUGCAAUACUUACAUUUGUUAAAGUUAGUACAUGUUGAGCGAAAAUAAAAUUUAAAAAAA